Molecule: messenger RNA, 552 nt
Organism: Megalops cyprinoides (Indo-Pacific tarpon)
Lineage: Eukaryota; Metazoa; Chordata; Actinopteri; Elopiformes; Megalopidae
Product: dickkopf-related protein 3-like
Exons: 3
Coding region: 1-552 (183 amino acids)
Biological process (GO): negative regulation of canonical Wnt signaling pathway; multicellular organism development
Cellular component (GO): extracellular region
Molecular function (GO): co-receptor binding; receptor antagonist activity
Source: RefSeq, a predicted model, not a curated record
AUGUCCCAUAUCACACAGUUCCUCCUUCUGUCUCUGCUGUGCCUGGGCCUGUCACUGCCCUCGGCAGAGGGACACAUCUGGGCCUGGAUGCUCUCCAUUCCCUACAGUCCACCUGAGGAUGGGCCCCUCUCCCCACGGGGCACGCCAGCUGCUGACGCCCGGGGAUCUGCGGUGGUGUGCGACAACGACCGUGCCUGUGGAAGGGGGUUCUCCUGCGACCGGCACUUUGGACUGUGCGUGCCCCUCAAGCAGGCGGGGCAGUACUGCCGACGGGAUGCCCAGUGCGUGCGCGGCCUGAGCUGCAUGUUUGGGAAGUGUCACCGCAGAAUCCCAGAAGGACAGGAAGGAGCCAGGUGCAAGGUGGACAAGGACUGCGAGGGUUCCAUGUGCUGUGCGCGGCACCACGGCGAGCAAGUCUGCAAACGCAGGCUGUCGCGUGGAGAGAGCUGCUUUGUGCCCGACGGUGGCCUGGCGUUCAGCAUUAACCAGAUCUGCCCUUGCGACGAGGGGCUUCUGUGCCGCAGCAGCGCCGAGACGCCCCGCAGAGAGUGA